AUGAUGCCGAAACCUUUUAUAACGACCUCGUCGAUCCUCGUGCUCUUAUUUUGCGCCAGUCAAACAGUAAAUGUCGUCAUCAGCCAUGACCCGGACGCAAAUCUAUUGGCCAAUGAAAGCGAAUUAACCAAACAGGAGCCGGAAGCUCCGGCUGACGUGAACGCACCUGAGACAACAAACGAAAAUGGGGAAACUAAUGUAUCCCCUCCAGUUGAUGUUGGUGGCAACAUUUUAACUGCAAUCUCAGUCACGUCUGCAGUCUUAACUGUAUUGGAAGCCAUCGACAGAAGAAUUCUGCCACAACCGACCACUGCUGAGGACAUUUUAGAUGGUGUGAGAAAAUUAGAAGAUCUAAUCCGGCCCAAUGACUUGGGACACUACAAGAAAGCAGAAGACUCCAUAUCACGAGCCCUGCACGACAUGGGUGUCAUGAUGUCUGGCAUAGGACGUCAAGGUCCAGUAGAAGCCUCGCAGUUCCAGGAGCUUUUGUGGCUUGAAAGAGCGCGACUUAUUGAUGGAAACAUUAUUCUAUUAAUGGAAGGCUUACUCGGGCAGCAGGUGGCGGGCUCCGAUUUGAUGGAAAACAUUCAAGACGGCCUCAAAUGCGACGUCAUGGAUGUCUCGGAAAAAGUGAAGCGAUAUAAUGAUCUUAUCGAAAGCGGAUCGUUGGCUUUUAAUCAUUUCGCUAUAUUAGGAAAAAUGUCUGAACAAGAAAUAAGUCGAAGGAGAGCAGCGUUCGGACAACGUAACGUAAGAGUUCUAGCUCGGAACGUCCAAGUCGUUGAACAAUGUUUCCAACGCCAGUUGGGCGAAAUACGCAGCGAAUCGACAACAGAACAAGUUGCUGAACAAGUGGCACAAGUCAUGUCCACUCUCUAUCCAUUGCCGACACGAUGGAUUGUCGCGGUCUACACAGGUCAACAAGGAAUGGAGCGUGGCGCUAUCAAACCUCUGAAAUCCAAACUUUCGGCCGAUUUUAAUGUCAUUAUCAACGGUUUUCACGUGGCUUUGUUUCCUUUCCUUAGUGGAAAAAUGCCACAGAUGAUCGACGGUCGUCGGAUAGACCACUUUUGCAACCGGCCUGUCAAAGCAGCCGGGCAAAUGCCAACUUGCGAUAUUGGCAGCACUGAUGGUGAAUACAUUUACGAUGAGCUCAGACGCUUGGGCAUCGUUCCCGAUCCGCUUGAUCUGAUUGUCGUGCCUUCGGAAGGCCAACUAAGCGUGAGAACUGUACCGCUCGGUAGUUUACCACCAUUUUUUGCUAAACAAUAUCCCGACUUUGACAUUAUUGUGUUUUAA
This is a messenger RNA of Daphnia carinata, 1299 nucleotides long. RefSeq lists its product as uncharacterized. NCBI's taxonomy places the organism in Eukaryota, Metazoa, Arthropoda, Branchiopoda, Diplostraca, Daphniidae. The coding region runs from base 1 to 1299 and encodes 432 amino acids. The record is from RefSeq and is a predicted model, not a curated record. The transcript has 3 exons.